Messenger RNA from Zingiber officinale, 1579 nucleotides. Its product is annotated as chloroplast stem-loop binding protein of 41 kDa b, chloroplastic-like. Gene Ontology annotation, cellular component: cytosol. NCBI's taxonomy places the organism in Eukaryota, Viridiplantae, Streptophyta, Magnoliopsida, Zingiberales, Zingiberaceae. The transcript has 10 exons. The coding region runs from base 188 to 1339 and encodes 383 amino acids. The record is from RefSeq and is a predicted model, not a curated record. Gene Ontology annotation, molecular function: RNA binding. Gene Ontology annotation, biological process: rRNA processing.
ACCUCUCGGUUGCGACGCACCCACCAGAAUGGCGAAGCAAAACAAAGCCGUCUGGUCUGUGGAUAGAAUUUGAGGCGCUAUCCUGCAAUCAAAUAUGUGACGACGAAGAGGAGCUCGAUCGAGCCCCUCUCCGACCUCUUUAACCACCCUUCCUCACUGCUCUUGCUCUCCACUAGCAGCAGCGGUCAUGGCCAGAUUGGUGGCGGCUCAACCGAAGCAGGCCUCCCCAUGGGCUACCCCACUUGCCCCCUCUUCUCUUUCAGAGUUCCAUGCAGCCGCUCUCGACCUCUCCAACAUAAGGAAGAAGAGAGUAUGGCAGAAGAAGGGGGCGCUUCGGGUCGCUGCUGGCUUGAGUGCGAGGAAGAUCCUCAUCAUGGGCGGCACCAGAUUCAUUGGGGUUUUCUUGUCGAGGAUUCUUGUCAAGGACGGUCACCAGGUGACUUUGUUCACCAGGGGGAAGGCACCCAUCACCCAGCAAUUGCCAGGGGAGUCAGAUCAGGACUAUGCAGAUUUCAAGUCCAAGAUAUUGCAUCUGAAGGGAGACAGAAAAGACUUUGAAUUUGUCAAGACGAGCCUUGCUGCUGAGGGUUUUGAUGUUGUUUAUGAUAUCAAUGGUCGUGAAGCUGAUGAGGUCAAGCCCAUAUUGGAUGCAUUGCCAAAACUAGAGCAGUUUAUCUACUGUUCAUCCGCUGGAGUAUACCUCAAAUCUGAACUCUUGCCGCACUUUGAGACAGAUGCAGUUGACCCAAAGAGCAGACACAAAGGCAAGCUUGAAACUGAAAGUUCGCUAGAUUCCCGAGGAGUAAACUGGACGUCUUUGCGGCCAGUCUAUAUAUAUGGGCCCUUGAACUACAAUCCUGUUGAAGAAUGGUUCUUCCAUCGCUUGAAAGCUGGAAGGCCAAUUCCAAUUCCCAAUUCUGGCAUUCAAAUCACCCAGCUUGGACAUGUUAAGGAUCUAGCACGGGCUUUUGUUACGGUUCUUGGUAAUCCAAAAGCAAGCAAGCAAGUAUACAAUAUCUCUGGAUCCAAGUAUGUGACCUUUGAUGGAUUAGCAAGGGCAUGUGCCAAGGCAGCUGGCUUUCCUGAACCAGAGAUUGUUCACUAUAAUCCCAAGGAAUUUGACUUUGGGAAGAAAAAAGCCUUCCCAUUCAGAGACCAGCAUUUCUUUGCGUCAAUCGAAAAGGCACAGAGAGAGCUCGGUUGGACUCCAGAGUUUGGCUUGGUUGAUGGCCUUGCUGAUUCAUACAACCUAGACUUUGGUCGGGGCACUUUCAGAAAAGCUGCAGACUUUUCAACUGAUGACAUAAUUCUUGGCAAAUCAUUUGUCCUUCAAACCUGAAGUAACUUGAAAGUCAAUGAACCAAACAACCUUAAAGAGAGUUCGACUGAAACCCAAGUUAUUUCUUAAAACUGUGUAACUUCAAGUAAGAUCCUUUGUUUCUCGUGCUUCCACUUGGGGCAUUAUAUUACUUCAUUAUCCAACAGGAAGAUGGAUGGCUGCUAAUAUAGUCAAACCGCAAGUGCAAAAUUUUAUUAAGUAAUAAAAUAUUGAUCUAUAAGAACUAUUGAUUAAGCAUUA